AUGCCUUUUUUUUUCUUCAGUUCUGUAGUUCAUUUUAUCUUUCGUUUUUUUUUCUCUCUCCCCUUCUCUCUUUCUUCUUUUUCUUUCUUUCUUGCUGUUAUGGUUUUAGAAAAAAAUUUUAUCUUUCUCUUCUGUAGAAAUUUAUUUUCCGAAAAUUCGUUCUUUUUAUUUCUUGUUUUUAAAAAAAUUCUUUCUUUCUUUAUUUCUUUCUUUCUUUCUUUCUUUCUUUCUUUCUCCCGCCUGGCUCAGCGUACUUCUCGCUCAAUUUUUCAUACAUUUCUUUCUUUCUUUCUUUCUUUCUUCCUUUCUUACUUUCUUUCUUUCUCCCGCCUGGCUCAGCGUACUAAAGCUCAAAUUUUUUACAUUUCUUUCUUUUCUUUCUUUAUUUUCUUUUUUUUUUCUUUCUUUCUUUCUUUCUUUCUUUCUUUCUUUCUUUCUUUCUUUCUCCUGCCUGAAAAAAGCGUACUAUUCAACUUUAUUUUUCAUACAUUUUUCUUUCUUUUCUUUCUUUUUUCUAUUUUCUUUUCUUUCUUUCUUUUUUCUUUUUUUUUUUUUUCUCCCUUUUGGGAAGUGAACUUUUUUUCUUAUUUUUCAUUUUUUCUUUCUUUCUUUCUUUUCUUUUUUUUCUUUAAAGUUUCUUUCUUUCUUUCUUUCUUUAAAUUAAUUUCUUUCUUUCUUUCUUUCUUUCUUUCUUUCUCCUUUCAUCUCUAUAAAAAUUCCCUCUCUUUUUUUUCAUUUCUUUCUUUAUUUCUUUAUAUAUUUUCUUUUUUCUUUCUUUCUUUACUUUCAUUCUUUCUCUCAUUGUCUUUCUUGCUCUCAAUUUUUCAUCUUUUCUUUCUUUUUUCUUUCUUUUUUUUUUUUUCUUUUUUUCUUUUUUCCCGCCUGGCUCAGUGUACUUCUUUUCUAUUUUUCAUACAUUUCUUUCUUUCUUAA
This is a messenger RNA of Acanthosepion pharaonis, 933 nucleotides long. NCBI's taxonomy places the organism in Eukaryota, Metazoa, Mollusca, Cephalopoda, Sepiida, Sepiidae. The record is from the annotation of a GenBank genome assembly.